GGAAGUGCUGCAGGAGGCACUGAAGUCACGUGAGGAGUUGUUUUCACAACGAUGCAUUUGUUGCACAGUCCUGACCGUUUUAGCACAUUUAAAGCGUAGAAAUCUGUGUAUCUGUGACAGUUAAAAAGCAAACGCGUUGUUGACAUGGAUGAGGACGGAUUGCCCAUCGUGGGAUCAGGGGUAGAUCUUACAAAGGUUCCAGCCAUUCAACAACGAAGAAUCGUCGCUUUCCUCAACCAGUUCAUCGUCCACACCGUCAGGUUCCUGAACCGAUUUGCCACAGUAUGUGAGGAGAAACUAGCAACAGUAUCAUUACGAAUCCAACAGAUUGAGACCACACUAAGCAUUUUGGAAGCAAAGUUAGCUUCUAUUCCUGGUUUGGAAGAUGUCACAGUGGAUGGAGUGAGAUCAUCUACAGAGACAAACGGUCCUGCUGCGGCUGGCAGUCAUGCCACGGGCCCCACUUUAGGUCCCCCUGUUGAGGCAUGUCAGCAAGUACAAGUGGCCCCUCAGGAGCCGAAAGCAGAGGCCCCAGCGGAAAAUGUGAUGACUGUAGCCAAGGACCCGCGAUAUGCCAGAUACCUGAAAAUGGUGCAAGUGGGUGUUCCAGUCAUGGCCAUUAAAAAUAAGAUGGUAAUGGAGGGUUUGGACCCUGGUUUGCUAGAUACUCCUGAUGCACCUGUUCCGGAUGAAGGCAAAAAAGGAUUGGAAGAGCAAGAUGAUGACAGCUCAGGCAGCGAAUCAUCUUUCAGCGAUUGAUCAGCUCCGCCCCUCACGGCUAAUGAGCGUUUUGUUGGACUUGUGUUGAGCCUUGCUCAUCUCAAAGGAGGGUAAAUGCACUUGAAUGUCCUUACAGAGGACAGACACUUAGUGAUGGCACUAAGUUUGUUUUACAUCUCAGAGACGGCAUACUUGACAUCUAUAGUGAUGGUUUCUGAGGGCACUUGCUCACUAGGUGAGAUUGCUAAUGGUUGUGAUGAUAAUUGGUCAAUUUAAGUCUAAGUGCUACUUUCAUGUGAAUUGUCAUGAAUAUCUCAUCUCUUGCCUGACAUGUACAUGUUAAAUGCCUAGUAUGUACAUAUAAUAACAAUAAAAAGAUGCAGUGAGUGUUUUUAUGAAGUAGAUUUUUAUGAAAUCAGCCUUGUAAAUCUGUUCAUAAAUUGAAUGUAGCAGAGUAAUUUUUUUUUUAAAUGUUUGUAAAUUUAACUUUAGUUGCAACAAUCUUAAACU
This is a messenger RNA of Sinocyclocheilus grahami, 1230 nucleotides long. Its product is annotated as WASH complex subunit CCDC53. The transcript is spliced from 7 exons. The record is from RefSeq and is a predicted model, not a curated record. The coding region runs from base 145 to 759 and encodes 204 amino acids. Lineage: Eukaryota; Metazoa; Chordata; Actinopteri; Cypriniformes; Cyprinidae. Gene Ontology annotation, cellular component: WASH complex. Gene Ontology annotation, biological process: exocytosis; actin filament polymerization.